GAUGGAUCCUUCAGUCUAAUCCAUCAAAUUGACACGCUAAUAUUGAGUCAAAUAAUUCAGAUGUUUAUUUACCCUAUUGUUUUAUUUUAUUUUAUAUGAAUACAAAAAGACACUCAGAUUUUCAAUUUCUUAAAGUGAAAAGUUCCGGAAAAGGGCGGGAAGUGACGAGUCCGAGCUUAGCACCGAUUAAAGACUUAAAACGUAUGUUCUUAACGCUUGAUGAAAGUUAUUGAUCUGUUAAUACAAGCACAGUUGUUGCAUGUUCAACACAGGUACACUAUAUAAAAAAGAGUUGUCAUUUUUUCUCUCUCGCUCUGACCAUUUGGAUUUGAGGCGGCAAGAACAGCUGUUCUUUCUUUCCUUUUUAUUUCCUCGGUCGGGGGAAUAUCUGUUUUGUAGGGUUUAAUGAUGUUUUCAGAAGAAGAAAAGAUGGGUUCUCCUCUUGUCGGAGAGACCCAACUUUCGGAAUCACUUGUCAAUGCAGGCAAAAAUCUCCUAAAGCCUCAUUCAUCUACUCAAGCGCUUCUCCAUCUUCUCAAUGAAGCCGAGGCUCAGCUCUCCAAGCUCGUCCAAGAUCCUACAGUUGCAGUGCAAAACGGGCUGAGACCACUGAUGAAGGCUUUGGUAUCUGCUCAUCUAUUAAGAAACCUUGAUUCUGAUGUCAGGGUUUGUGUUGUCUCCUGCUUGACCGAAAUCAUGAGGAUAACUGCCCCAGAGGCCCCAUAUAACGAUGAUCAAAUGAAGGAAAUCUUCCAGGUGACAGUAAGAGCCUUUGGGAAACUAGCUGAUGAUACUUCCUGCCCUAGUUAUAAGAAAGCUGUCACGGUGCUUGAUACUGUUUCUAGGGUCAGAUUAUCAUCGGUGAUGUUGGACUUGGAGUGUGAUGACCUUAUUCUCAACAUGUUUCGCCAGUUCUUGAAAGUCAUUAGACCGAACCAUCCUGAAUCGGUACUUCUUUCAAUGGAAGCGAUAAUGGUGACAGUUAUCCAUGAAAGUGAACAAGUACCCAUGGAUUUGCUCCAGGUUCUCUUGGCUGCUGUCAACAAAGAAAGCCAGGAUGUCUCACCAAUGGCUUGGUGGCUUGUGGAGAAGGUGAUCAUUAGUUGCGCCUGUAAGCUUCAACCUUGCAUCAUGGCAGCUUUGAAGUCCACAAGGAGUAGCUUGGACAUGUAUUCUCCAGUGGUUUUGGCGAUAUGUCAAGGCGAAGCUGAAGCAUACAUCGUAGUUAAGCCUAAACAUUAUCUCGGACAGCUGGAUUUUAGCCUUUCUCGCAAGGGGACUAUGUCCAAGAGACUUGCAAGAUGUGCCCAUGGAGAUGAUGAUAAAGUAAAAGAUGGCUACGAUUUGAAGCAAGUAAGGUCUGAAAGUAGAGACGCAGAGACAGAACCAGGGUCAACAAGGAGGAGAGGGCGGAAACUCAGUUCAAUGAUGAAUUCUGAAAAAGGCUGUUCGUUUAAGACUUCGUCGUCAAGCAAGAAGAUGCAGGAAAAAGAAGUUGGAAAGCUGACUGCCAAGAAAGCAUCUUUGCCUAGUAAAGUUGGUCAAACGAAUCAGGCUGCUGUUGUUUCUUCUCUUUCACCUUCUAGUAGGCCUAAGAAGGGGUCACGUAAACGAAGAAGCCGGAGUGAGAUAGAAGAUACAAAUCUUGAUGCAGGUUGUUUAGCUACACCAGCAUCAAAGAAACAGAUUAUGAAGAAAGAAAAUCCUGAAGAAGAUUUUAUGGAAUCUGACCUUGAAAAGCCUCAAGGUAGCAUAAAGACUGCCAAGUCAAGUAAAAAGGAUAGAACACAGAAUGGCUCAGCGAAAGCAUCUGCAAAGAAGCCACUUGCAAAGUCUAAAGAUGAGAGAGCACAGAAUGGUUCAGCGAAAGCAUCUGCAGAGAAGGCACUUGCAAAAUUUAAAGAUGAGAGAGCACAGAAUGGUUUAGCUAAAACAUCUGCAAAGAAGCCACUUGCAGAAUCUAAGAGGGUAGAGGACAGUUGGAGAAAACCAGUCCACUCAGAAUCAAAAGCUGCAAGCAUGGAUUCCCAUAUUCGCCAGUCAUCAAAGAGCAAGAAACAGAUGUCUAGGGCAGUGACGCCUUCAACCAAAGAAUCUGAACAAACUCCCAGGAGCCAUCCCAAGAGGAAACGGACAGCUGGAGAGGAAGUGGAGUCGUCCCAUAAGAGUGAGGAAUUAGUUGGUAAGAGAAUGAAAGUCUGGUGGCCACUCGACAAGAAGUUUUAUGAAGGCGUCGUAAAGUCCUAUUGUAGUCGCACGAAGAGGCAUGAAGUAUCUUAUUCUGAUGGGGAUGUUGAAAUCCUUGAUCUUAAAAAAGAACGUUGGGAGUUACAAAAUGUUAAGCAGGAAAAGGAGAUUGAUCUGCCUGAUUCUACUCUUUUAUCUGACAUAAGGGGGAUGCAAAAAGCAAAGAAGAGCAAAAACGUGUCAAAGAACGUGGAACUGAGCAGAUCCUGGAAGAAGAACGACUCUGUAACAAACUCAAGUAAGCUGAAGGACGUAAGCAAAAGCAGAGAAGAGAAGAAUCUUAAAGAACCGAAUGCUGAAACUGGCAGAAGAAAAGGCAGGACUGAGAAAAGGCAGAUGGUGACUCUACCUAUGCACCAGGAGCCAAAUGAAGAACCCAAUACUGAGGAACAAGAGCGAGAAUCAGCAAAAGAGCCACGUACAGACACAAAAUUGAUUGAGGAGGAGGAGGAUAUGUCUGAGGAGAUUCUUAGAGACGAAUACACAAGCGUGCCUCCUGAGACUGUUCAGAGUAGUGAAGGAACUGGAAGAAGAGACUGAUAAAGCAGAAGUCGGUAGUUCAGUGUGAUCCAUGAAUCAGAUAUGGUUAGAUGAUGUUAAUUCAGGAAAAAAUAGAUGGGUUAUUGUGGUUUAGGUAACUGAUAUGUUUAGUGAAGCUGUUUGUUCGGAGACUUAAUGGUUGUUAUUUGUUUGGUAGUCUUCUGACGUAUGUCUCUUAUCAUGGUACUAGUUUGAUCUGAUGUCACCUAGCUAGUAACAUAUAUAUAUAUAUUUAAAUGA
Raphanus sativus (radish) is the source of this 3027-nucleotide messenger RNA. RefSeq names its product sister chromatid cohesion protein PDS5 homolog E. Gene Ontology annotation, biological process: mitotic sister chromatid cohesion; DNA repair. Lineage: Eukaryota; Viridiplantae; Streptophyta; Magnoliopsida; Brassicales; Brassicaceae. Bases 406 to 2787 code for a protein of 793 amino acids. The record is from RefSeq and is a predicted model, not a curated record. Gene Ontology annotation, cellular component: chromatin; nucleus. The transcript has 12 exons.